CUUCCUCUUUUGAACCACCCCAAAUUUACAUCUGUCUCUCCGAAAAUGCCUCCCAAUUUCUUCCCAGCUUAUUCUGUUUUCUUGAUGAUCAUGCUGAUCCCUGUUCCGAGGGUUGUGUGCGAGGACAAUCAACAAUUCGUCAGCUGCGGCGCACAGUAUGAGUGCGGGAAUAUGGUUAUUAGUUAUCCUUUCUGGGGAGGGAGUCGCCCUCCUUACUGUGGCCAUCCAGGGUUCGAGCUGACUUGUGAUGGUGAAGCCCCGGAGUUUACAAUGAAGGAGGCGAGUUACCGAAUCCUGGAUAUCAAUAACUCAUUCCAUACUCUCACCGUUGCUAGGGCGGAUUACUGGGAUAGUUACUGCCCUCCUACAUAUGUUAACACCACUCUGAAUGAAUCCAUUUUUAGUUAUAAUGCCACCUAUACAGACGUGACCCUCUACUAUGAUUGUCCCCAACUUACUAUCGCGCCUUCCAACCAGUUCAAUUGCACCAAUAUCACUGGUUACUAUACAACACUGGAUCUUAACCUUAGCGUAAGCCCCGGGAGUUGCGGUGUGUAUGUGACGGUUCCCAUUUUUCAGUCAGCAGCUACCGCUAUAGUGAGCGGUGGAGGUACACUGACUCUUCUUACAGAAGCUCUUAAGGGUGGUUUCGGGUUGGAGUGGAAUGCCAGUAAUAGUUUGUGUACAGAAUGUGUUGAAUCCGGUGGGCAGUGCGGCUAUACCUCCAACCAAUUCACAUGCUAUUGUCGGAAUGGGUAUCCUCUCUCCAGUUGCCAAACCACAAGAUCAGGCUCAAAUGUGCUGAGAAAGAUUAUUAUAGGCAUUGUUGCAGGUGUGGCUACGCUCAUAUUAGUUCUUGCAAUGCUUGGUUGCCUUAGAAUAAUAAAAUGCCCAUUGGCGUGCAAGACAUUGGUCUUCUGGAAGAAGGAAUCAGAGGAUGAUGAAAAUGUGGAAGCAUUUAUAAGGAACUAUGGAUCAUUGGCUCCAAAGAGAUACAAUUAUUCAGAUGUUAAGAAAAUGACCAACUCAUUCACAAGUAAAUUAGGUGAAGGAGGAUUUGGUUGCGUGUACAAAGGAAAGCUCCCUGAUGGUCGCAUGAUGGCAGUGAAACUUUUGAGUAAGUCAAAGGGUAAUGGACAAGACUUUAUUAAUGAAGUUGCAAGCAUCAGUAGAACUUCUCAUGUUAAUAUAGUCACUUUUAUGGGAUUUUGUUUUGAGAGGAGUAGAAGAGCUCUGAUUUAUGAAUUCAUGCCCAAUGGAUCUCUUGAUAAGUUCAUCUAUAAUAGAGGAUCCUCUAAUGAAAGCCUGAACUUGGAAUGGAAGACCAUGUACCAAAUUGCAGUCGGCAUUGCUCGAGGACUAGAAUACUUAUACCGAGGUUGCAACACAAGGAUUUUGCAUUUUGACAUAAAACCUCACAACAUUCUUCUAGACCAAAACUUCAUCCCAAAAAUUUCUGAUUUUGGCCUUGCUAAGCUAUGCCAGAAGACAGAAAGCAUGGUGUCAAUGACGCACGCACGGGGCACCACUGGAUACAUAGCUCCCGAGGUAUUCUGUAGAAACUUUGGAGGAGUCUCUCAUAAAUCCGAUGUCUACAGCUAUGGAAUGUUGGUUCUUGAAAUGGUUGGAGGGAGAAAGAAUAUUGGUGCAAGUUUUCCAACUUGGAUUUAUAAGCAGCUUCAGCCAGGCAAGGAUCUUACAGUACUUCGUAGUAUCACCAAUGAAGAGGAGGAAGAAACAGCGAGGAAGAUGGUUUUAGUGAGCCUGUGGUGCAUUCAGCCCAAUCCAUCUGACCGACCAUCGAUUGAUAAGGUGGUAGAGAUGUUGGAAGGAAGCUCUCAUCUCUUAGAGAUUCCCCCAAAUCCUUUUAUGUUUUCUACUCAAAACACACCACAGUCCACAGUGUCAACUUAGAAAGAGAUCGUUAACAUUAUUGUUAAAAAAAAAAAAAAAAGAAUAUGAUUUUUCCCUGCUGGAGAGAGAGGAGCAAUGCCCACCAUGAGAAACAAAUUCAAAUAUCUCAACUGAAGCCCAACUCCAAAGAUUAGGUCGUGCAUAUCUUUGUAACAACUUUACAAGACCUUCAUCUCAAAUCAUCUGUUGCAGAGAAUCCUAAAGAAGACACAAUGCUACAGCGAAAAGGUAACUGAGAUUUGCUAAUUACUUUUUCUCAUUAGUCUCUUUAUGGUAUCAAACCAUCUUUAACUCACAUGAGUAUUGUUCUUCCUAUGUUAAUUAUUCAAGUAUCCAUAUAUUGAGGAAAUCUCAAAAUUUCUUAUUGUCUAUCUAAAACUAUGUCAUCCAACUAUUUAUUGUGUCUAUCGGUAAAUGAAAGUUAAGAUUUAGUUGGUUUCA
Messenger RNA from Vitis vinifera (wine grape), 2355 nucleotides. Its product is annotated as LEAF RUST 10 DISEASE-RESISTANCE LOCUS RECEPTOR-LIKE PROTEIN KINASE-like 2.4. Gene Ontology annotation, biological process: protein phosphorylation. Gene Ontology annotation, molecular function: protein kinase activity; ATP binding; polysaccharide binding. Lineage: Eukaryota; Viridiplantae; Streptophyta; Magnoliopsida; Vitales; Vitaceae. The record is from RefSeq and is a predicted model, not a curated record.